AUGGCGGGAUCGGCCGCACCUUUUCUGAUCGCCCUUGUGCUCUUCGCGUCAGGAGCCGCCGCCACCGGCGACGACGGGGCGAUGGAGAUUCCCCAUCUUCAGCUCCCAGGCACCCCCGACUCGGGCCGUGGUGACGGGUCCGACGCGCCGCCGCCGCCGCAGGGGCAGCUCAUGGACAUCAUGUCCACGAGCGGCUGCGGGAGGUUCGCGGCCCUCGUCGCCGCGUCGCCGAACGUCAGCGACGUCUUCCAGCAGCGGCUCGUACCGGGCGGUGGAGGGCUCACCCUCUUCUGCCCCGACGACAAGGCCGUGGCCGCGUUCGAGCCGAAGUUCGGAACUCUCGCCGACAGCGACAGGCUCGACGUCCUCCUGCACCACGCCACGGCGGCGCGCUACAUCCGGGCGCAGCUCGCGGCCUUCGACUCGGUUGCGGUGCGCACGCUGGCCACCAACAGCAGCCACAGCAUCACCCUCCGCGACGACGGCGACACGGUUUGGCUGUGCGCGCCGUGCCAAGGCGGUGCGGCCAGGGUGAUCAAGACGGUUUCGUCGUCGUCGGAGGGCCCCCUCGUCAUGUACAUCGUGGACGCCGUGCUGCUGCCAGGCCAUCUUCGACAGAAGCUGGACGGAGGGGACGAGGCGGCGGCGUGCGGUGGCUGGCUGUACUGCUGCAUCCCGGUCUGGGUGGUGCUGCUCAUGGUCCUAGGGUCCAUCGUGGGCUUCCUCGGCGGCUGGGUGGCGGCGGAGGGCAGGUUCGGAAAGAUGCGGAUCAAGGAUACACAGUGA
Messenger RNA from Lolium rigidum, 786 nucleotides. RefSeq names its product fasciclin-like arabinogalactan protein 1. The record is from RefSeq and is a predicted model, not a curated record. The transcript has a single exon. The coding region runs from base 1 to 786 and encodes 261 amino acids. NCBI's taxonomy places the organism in Eukaryota, Viridiplantae, Streptophyta, Magnoliopsida, Poales, Poaceae.